GCGAGUGGCGGCGUCAUGGAGGACGAGCGUGUCUUCUCGGACAUCUGCGGCGGCCGCCUGACCCUGCAGCGCCGCUACUACUCCCCGUGCUGCCGGGAGUUCUGCGUCAGCUGCCCGCGGCUCUCGCUGCGCUCGCUCACCGCCGUCACCUGCACCGUGUGGCUGGCGGCCUACGGGCUCUACAGCCUCUAUGAGAACAGCAUGGUCCUCUCCGCCGCCAUCUUCAUCAUCCUCGGGGGCCUGCUGGGUUACCUGCAUUUUGUAAAGAUUGACCAGGAGACUUUACUGAUCAUCGCUUCGCUGGGCAUCCAGAUGACUUCAUGCUAUGCAUCAGGCAAAGAAAGCACCACCUUCAUAGAGAUGGGCAAGGUCAAGGAUAUUGUCAUCAACGAGGCCAUUUACAUGCAGAAGGUGAUUUAUUAUCUGUGCAUCCUACUGAAGGACCCGCUGGAGCCACAGGCCAUCGCCCAGGUGGUGCCCGUUUUCCAGAGCUCCAAGCCCCGGCUCGACUGCCUGACCGAAGUGUACAGGAGCUGCCAAGAGAUCCUGGCGCACCAGAAAGCCACGGCCACAGGCCCCUGAGGCCAGCCAUGAGGCCAGCGUUGUCUUCCACAGGCAGUGGCUCCUAAGCACAGCAGCUGCUGUGUUUCCUCUGAGCCCUUCAGGUGGUCGCGGUCCACAGGAACAGGAUGGCUGGGGUGGGCUCAGCUCUAACGCAGAAAUGGAAACCUACCACAGUGACUUCCGUGCACAACAGAUACCCCCUGGCAAGGCCAGCCUGCUUUACCAGCUGAAGCGAGAGCGCAGCGACGUGGUGUGUCCGAAGCAAUUGUAGCAAAGAGCACUUUGUGAACCUCACAGCAUUCAACUCGGUGUUAACGCACCACUGGAGCUCUGCAGUUACAUCGCAGUCCCCCAGGCCCCUCAGGUGCUGGUGAGCCCCAGGAGACGGGCCUUGCCCACCUGGUCCUGUGUUCUGUGUGGGGUCACUGUAUGAGGACUCGUCAGUAAGUACUGAGCACAGUCGCCUGGUUCACACAGCAGUUUUUUAUUGACAAACGAUCACGGUGGUCCAGUCGUGGGGGCGAAGCACAUGGCACUCUGCUGCUACACUACUGCAAAAGCUGCUUUUGCCAAGGAUGGCACUGAAGGCAAGACAGAGACCGUGUUGGUCUCCAGACGUGAGACUCUCAUGUGGAAGUUGCAUAAAUAAGCAAACGAUCGAAGCCUUUGUAUCCAAGGCUGUGUCUCCUGUAGACAGUUAUUAACUGAACGGUGGAGGCGAGAGGGUGGGAAAAAGUUUGACCCCAAAUUCAGUGUGAGGAGUGCUCCAUAAGUGCUCGCUCUUUGGAGUUCUGUUUUCCAGUUUGUUUUGUUUUGAAUUCCAUGGGUGUAAAUGUCCUUACUGGCCUUAGAGACAUAAUAUAAUAUCAGAACCGCAUCUUAGCCCCCAGCCUUGGAGGGGUUACCCAGGAGCCAGUGGAACACGUGCCUUGUGCGAGGUAGAAAUGUUACAGCCAGACCCCACAUCCUGAGGGGGCAGAGGGCAGUAACAUUACGGCCCUAAAGCUGCCUGUCUUGCAAAGUCAAGUUCAUGUGCAAGACAUAGAAACUGACGGCGCUGCUUUCUGACUGGGUGCAAGGGAAGCCUAGGACAGCUGAGGCCUUCAGAUGGGCGAUGCCAGCCUCUGCAGUUCCGCAGUGUGCCCCCCUACACGCACACACACAUUGUGGGCCUGAAAGCUGCUUGUGGGUUGCUAUCGCCAAAGCCACAGUGUCCGGCACUUAGAACAUGGAAAUAAACCUGUCUUCUCGGAUGCUGGAAAAUCAGCAUUGAGCACGUU
Molecule: messenger RNA, 1844 nt
Organism: Ochotona curzoniae (black-lipped pika)
Lineage: Eukaryota; Metazoa; Chordata; Mammalia; Lagomorpha; Ochotonidae
Gene: PIGH
Product: phosphatidylinositol glycan anchor biosynthesis class H
Exons: 4
Coding region: 16-582 (188 amino acids)
Biological process (GO): GPI anchor biosynthetic process
Cellular component (GO): glycosylphosphatidylinositol-N-acetylglucosaminyltransferase (GPI-GnT) complex
Source: RefSeq, a predicted model, not a curated record